UUCAUUAAUGUGUAAACACUUUAGAUCAAAAUAAAAUUUUUUAAGUUUUAGUGAAAAUGGAAGUUCUUGAAGAAAAUCGCAAGAUUUUACUACGCACAAAUGAUCGUUUGACUGGUAUAAAAUCUAUUGCUGUCGAAACUGAAGAAAUUGGAACUGCAAUAGUUCAAGAAUUGGGAGAACAAAGGCAAACACUUAAUAGUACUCGCAAUCGUUUGGAGGACAUUGAUAAUUCCCGUCUAUCUUCACACCGCUAUGUGUCUGCUAUUAAUCGUCAUGUCUUUCAGGAUAAGCUUUUGCUCAUACUCAUAAUUAUCAUUGAAGUGUGCACUUUAAUUGGACUUAUUUACAUAAAAUACAUUAAAAAGUAAUGUUACACCAAAAGUUUAUUUGCCUGCUCAACAUUUGUUUAUGUGUUAAAUUUUACUAUAUAACUAAUAAUUAGAACCAAUUGAAUUUUCAUUGUUACCUACAGUUCAACAAAUUUUUAAAAAAAUUUGUUAAUUUUUAUAUUUUAUAACAAUUAUAAUAGUAAUUGGUAAAUAAGGCAUUUUUAUCCAGUUAAAAUAUG
Sipha flava (yellow sugarcane aphid) is the source of this 568-nucleotide messenger RNA. RefSeq names its product vesicle transport through interaction with t-SNAREs homolog 1B (gene Vti1b). Gene Ontology annotation, cellular component: ER to Golgi transport vesicle membrane; late endosome membrane; endoplasmic reticulum membrane. Gene Ontology annotation, biological process: regulation of protein localization to plasma membrane; Golgi to vacuole transport; vesicle fusion with Golgi apparatus. The record is from RefSeq and is a predicted model, not a curated record. The coding region runs from base 57 to 368 and encodes 103 amino acids. Lineage: Eukaryota; Metazoa; Arthropoda; Insecta; Hemiptera; Aphididae. Gene Ontology annotation, molecular function: SNARE binding; SNAP receptor activity. The transcript has 2 exons.